UUGCUGUUGUUUGUGAGUACAUCUUACAGAGGACCAGCUCAAACCCACAGCUGCCAAAAUGAGAGAGUUCAAGAGCAAGGCUUUCUGGAGGGCAGUUCUGGCCGAACUGGUUGGGAUGACCCUUUUUAUUUUUCUCAGCAUCGCCACAGCUAUUGGGAACACAAACAACGCUAAUCCAGACCAAGAGGUGAAGGUCUCACUCGCCUUUGGACUUGCCAUUGCCACUCUGGCCCAAAGUUUAGGGCACAUCAGUGGAGCCCACCUGAAUCCUGCAGUCACCCUCGGGAUGCUUGCCAGCUGCCAGAUCAGUGUGUUCAAGGCUAUCAUGUACAUUAUUUCCCAGAUGCUGGGCUCAGCCCUAGCCAGUGGCAUUGUGUAUGGAACACGGCCUGAUAACAUUACUGUACUGGGGCUCAAUGCUCUCAACGGCGUCACACCCAGCCAAGGCGUAGGCAUAGAGCUUUUGGCGACCUUCCAGCUGGUGCUGUGUGUCAUUGCAGUCACUGAUAAAAGACGGCGUGAUGUCACCGGCUCUGCACCCUUGGCCAUUGGCCUCUCAGUCUGCCUGGGACACUUGGCAGCUAUCAGCUACACAGGCUGUGGCAUCAACCCUGCUCGCUCCUUCGGGCCAGCUUUGAUCCUGAACAAUUUUACAAACCACUGGGUGUACUGGGUGGGUCCAAUGUGUGGCGGUGUGGCAGCAGCUCUUCUGUACGAUUUCCUGCUUUCUCCCAAAUUCGAUGACUUCCCCGACCGCUUGAAGGUGCUGGUCAGCGGGCCAGUGGGUGACUAUGACGUCAACGGAGGCAACGAUGCAACAACUGUGGAGAUGACCUCAAAGUAGUGCUACGCAAAGAUGAAAUGCUAUUGUAAAUAUCUAUACUCCUGUACAAAAGCGUUAGAAUUUAGUUUAGUAUGUUAGUGUUUUUUUCUGCUGUUUUGAGGUAACCAAUGAGGAUUGACGGGUCAGUUAGUGCCUCCUUCCUAUUUCGCUCAUGUUUUUGGCCAAGCACCAGUUUUUUAUCCAAAGUGCCGCUCAGAUAAGUUAACUCUAAAAUUCCCAAUAAAGUCAAGUGUUAAUGUUUGUUUUUUCAAUAUCAGUAUUCCAGGUUGAGCCAUUUUUGUAUACAUAUUUCUAUGAAUCUGUAUCACGUUUAUUUCUGACGGAUAAUGUAUUGUGUGUGCACUUUUGAAACUCCUCUCACUUUUUUAAAAGUAAAAUAAAACACUGGAUAUUAAAAAAAGA
Oreochromis niloticus (Nile tilapia) is the source of this 1246-nucleotide messenger RNA. Its product is annotated as aquaporin-1. Lineage: Eukaryota; Metazoa; Chordata; Actinopteri; Cichliformes; Cichlidae. The record is from RefSeq and is a predicted model, not a curated record. Bases 59 to 844 code for a protein of 261 amino acids. The transcript has 4 exons. Gene Ontology annotation, cellular component: membrane. Gene Ontology annotation, biological process: hyperosmotic response; renal water transport; carbon dioxide transmembrane transport. Gene Ontology annotation, molecular function: water channel activity; carbon dioxide transmembrane transporter activity; ammonium channel activity.